UACAUGCAGAGACUGACAGCGCUCUUUGUCUUGACUUAGUUUACGUUGGUAGCUAGCUGGCUAACUUAGCUAGUUAGACAACGUUCCUUAUAAAAACAUGUCUAAAAUAGAGUACUUGAGAGUGUUUCUCAACCAGAAAUUGAUAGCGGCAGCUGAGGAGAUAUUUGGUGUCGUUGAAGAAACGAUAACAGAGUACCAGGAAGAGGUUUCUCACACAAAGGAGGAGAACAGGCGUCUACGGAGCAUGCUGGAUAUUCGUUCUAAGCCACAGAUCAAGUUACAUAGACGAGCAGACCUCCAGCAGCUCCCUGUCACCGUGUCUGAUGAGGUGGUUUCCCCUGAGCAGCAGGAGUGGAUCCCCAGUCUGGGGCAGAAGGACCCAGAACCCACACGGAUGAAAGAGGAACGGGAUGAACCAAGGACCAGUCAGGAGGAUGAGAAUCAUUUCAAUGAGUUUAUCAAUUCUUACGGCUGUGUAUCAAGUGGCUAUUAUCAGGACCCAACUCAGUCCUCACAUGGAGAGAGAUACUCUCUACCCAGCACCUCAACUGAACAGAUCAAAACAGAACCUUAUGUAGAAGACUAUGGUGUAUCAGAACCAACCAGAGAGCCUCAGCCCUUCUCUGCAGUAGAUACAGAGUGUUCUGCAGCUCAGAGUGAAAACAGAGGACAUAUUGACAGGAUGGAGUGUGGAGGACCUCUAUCAGGUCUAAUGUUAAAGCCACUCAAAUCAAAGAGAACAAAGACCGUAAAAGGACAAAGUUCUCAUAGUGUUAAGGACAGGAAAUUGAACCAUCUAAAAUCACACUCGAGACCCAGUGUAAGCUGGGAUGCUGCUCCUAGUUGUAAGGUAUGUGGAAAGCAAUUUGACUCCAUGGCGUCUUUAUUAAAUCAUGUGCAAUCGCACACACAGGAUAAAGAACAUCUUUGUGGUGUGUGUGGAAAAUUCUGUCAGUCCACAGAAAGUAUGAUGGAUCACCUACAAACUCACAUUGGAGCGAAGUGUUGUCAUAUUUGUGGUAAAUAUUUUGCUUGGGAUACUUUCCUGAAAAGGCAUUUGAGGAGUCAUACAGGGGAGAAGCCGUUUCACUGUCAAGAUUGUGGCAAAGGAUUUACUCAGCGUGGACACCUAAACUUACAUAUGAGGAGCCACACAGGGGAGAAACCACAUCAAUGCCAGGAUUGUGGCAAAGGAUUCAGUCAGAGUGGAAACCUGGCUGUGCAUAUGAAGAGCCACUCUGGGGAGAAACCACAUCGCUGCCCUGUUUGUGGCAAAUGUUUCAGCAGAAACCCUGAUCUGACAGUCCACAUCAGGACUCAUACAGGAGUGGAACCAAAUAAGGGCAGUAUUGUGGCCAAGGAUUCAAGCAGAAUUAUCACCUGAAACUACACAUGAAGAUCCACAUGGGAAAACCCACAUCAUUGCCAUCUUUGUGACAUGUAUUUCAGCACUAGCACCCAGUCAACCUGGCAUGAGAUUUCACAUGGAAGAGAAGACUUCACUGCAGUAACUGGCAGAGGCUUUGCAUAGACUGGACGUUUGGGAGGACAUAUAAUGACAAUGCACAGAAUACUUUAGUGUAGAAAAUACUGACUGUAGACCUUGUUUGUGAUACAUGUUUCACUCAGCCGCUUUAUUGAGGAAAGUUUUUACAUGCAGUGACUGUUAAUAUGUGGUUGUUUUACCUGUUUUGAAUCCACUGACUGUAAGUUGCUCUGGGUAAGAGUGUCAACCACAUGACCAAAAUGUAAAUGCAAGAACGGUACUCCAACAGUCCAUUUAAACACAGGAGAGAAGCCAUAUACUUGUGUUAUUCAAAUGGAUGAAAUCCCCUAGAAGGUCUGAGAACAUUCACAAGAGGGAGAAACGCAAAUAACAACCUGAUGAAAAUCCUCCUGACAACAUGGCAGUUGUCCCCUGUGUAGAGAGAGUCUUUCAGACAAUACAAGAAGUGCAUUAAACAUGUAGUUCUCUGAGUUCUUUAUUCCUCUGAAAUGCAUCACUCCUCUCCUCUUCCUUUAAUUAAUUGCAGACAUGAGAAUGUUGGAUUAGUGAUAGCAGUAUAGUGUAUUAUAUUUUUGGUACACUUUAGUGAUCUAGGGAGGCAAUGAUUGAUCUAAACUUCAGAUUUGCACCAGUAGUGCUGUAGCAGUGCCACCAGCUCUGCAGUCUAC
This is a messenger RNA of Oncorhynchus keta (chum salmon), 2175 nucleotides long. Its product is annotated as zinc finger protein 227-like. The record is from RefSeq and is a predicted model, not a curated record. NCBI's taxonomy places the organism in Eukaryota, Metazoa, Chordata, Actinopteri, Salmoniformes, Salmonidae. The transcript is spliced from 2 exons. Gene Ontology annotation, cellular component: nucleus. Gene Ontology annotation, biological process: regulation of transcription by RNA polymerase II. Bases 98 to 1384 code for a protein of 428 amino acids. Gene Ontology annotation, molecular function: DNA-binding transcription factor activity; RNA polymerase II cis-regulatory region sequence-specific DNA binding.